This is a messenger RNA of Penicillium canariense, 1788 nucleotides long. RefSeq names its product bZIP transcription factor. Gene Ontology annotation, molecular function: DNA-binding transcription factor activity. NCBI's taxonomy places the organism in Eukaryota, Fungi, Ascomycota, Eurotiomycetes, Eurotiales, Aspergillaceae. The record is from RefSeq and is a predicted model, not a curated record. Bases 1 to 1788 code for a protein of 595 amino acids. Gene Ontology annotation, biological process: regulation of DNA-templated transcription. The transcript has 2 exons.
AUGGCAACUCUCGCAGAACAUCCUCUACACGCCACGGCCUCGCCGAUGCCGAUGAACGCCACUUACGACCAAGACCUCGACUCCUUUAUCAACUUCGACCAGCUCGCCUACACAUCCGCUGACGCCGCCCGCCCCAAGGUCGCGCUCGCCAGCCAACCAUCUGUUGCAGGCACCGACUUCAGCGCCAGUGAUGUCCGUAGCGCCAGCUUCGCUUCCAGUGGUCAAUCUCCUAUCGCCUUCCAAGGCCCCAGUCAUCAUUACGAAGAGCACCGCCAACAGACUGGUCUGCCUCCCGGUGCCCUGUCCAUGACCUACAACCAGGUCCCCCAGAUGAACUUCAGCAACGCCGCUCAGGGCUACCCGAUGAAUGGAGAGGUAUUUGCUGGACAGAUGAAGCGCGAGGAUGCCCCCUUUGACUUCAACACCGCGCCGGCCCGCAACCCAUCUGAAAUGGACAUUGAAUCGGACGGCAUGAACAACGCUCCAUAUUUCUUCCAGGCCAACACCGGCAAGAAUCAAUUCGUCGACCCAAAUGCGCUCGGUGGCCAUGAGCAGGCUCAGGCCGGUCCGUCCACCCAGGUCGGCCGCAUGUACCCUGGCAUGCAUCAGCAGCAGGCUGCGAUGGCCAAGGCCCAGCAACAGAAGCACCACGACAUGGUGCGGCAACACCAGAUGCAGCAGCAUCGUGUGGAGGAGCUUCCCCACAGCGCGGCCGCCCGUGGUCCCCGUCCGCCCGACCCAGUUGUUGAGGAGCGUAUAUCCCGCCUCCUCCAGCAGAUGCGUGCGAACGCCGUUGCCGCGGGUGAGGCCUCGCCUACCCCUUCCUCCGUCCUGCCUCACAUGGCCAAGUCCAAGAAGGACGAGGCGGAUAUGGAUGAGGAUGAGCGUCUCCUGGCUAGCGAGGAGGGCAAGAAGCUCAGCAGCAAGGAGCGUCGCCAGCUGCGAAACAAGGUGUCCGCUCGUGCUUUCCGCUCCCGUCGCAAGGAGUACAUUGGUCAACUCGAGAGCGAGAUUGCUUCCCGCACCAACGAGGCUCAUGAGCUGCGUCUACAGAACCGUGCCCUCUACGAGGAGAAUGCUCGAUUGAACGACCUGGCCCGCAUGCUCCUGGGCUCCCCUCACUUCGCCAACUUCCUGAACGACAUGCCCGACACUGUCUCGUCUCAGAUGCCCGCUCCCCAGCAGCCUCAUCAGCAGAUGCAGCACCAGCAAGCCGCCCCUCAGCCCACCAUGCAGGCAAACAUUCCCAAGGAGGCCAGCGCCCCUCGCUCCCAGGAGUUCCAGAUGCAGCAGAACCCCCAGGUCAGCAUGGCCAUGGUCCCUAACCAGGGCAUGGACGCCUCCAUGAUGACCAGCAACGGCUGGAACUCGGGUAUCGACAUGAACUACGGCAACACUCCUGUCUUCGCAGUCCUUGAGGUUCCCCAGGGCCCUGAGCUCGACAUCGCAGCUCUGUGCGGCAAGUCAUCCUCGCCGCUAUCCAGCGAAAAGAACGAGGCCCCCGGCCUCGACCUGCCUGAGAUCCCCGAACUUGAUACCCCGGCUCAGAAGUCUGAUCUUAGCUUCAAGCCCGACUCUGCGGACCUCUUUGCUGACUCUCCUGCCACUUCUGACGACGAGCUUGUUUUUGACGGUAUUAAAACGGAGAAGGCUUCUCUCCACUACGAGCUUAUGGUUGAUGCUCCCAACGAGGUCACCGCCGCCGACAAGAACCGAUUGAGAUCUCUCUGCCAGAGCAUGCAUGCCGCCUUUGAGCGGGUGUCGUUAGCCACUUCCCACCUCCAGUGA